AUGGCGCUUAACCUAAAUGUCAAAGUGCACCCCGUGGUUUUAUUUCAGAUUGUAGAUGCUUAUGAACGGAGAAAAGCGGAAUCAUUGCGCGUUAUUGGGACUUUAUUAGGUACCGUGGAAAAGGGAGUUGUCGAAGUAACUAACUGUUUCUGCGUGCCACACAAGGAAUCUGAGAGUCAGGUGGAAGCUGACCUUACUUAUGGAAUGGACUUGUACGAUUUAAAUCACCGAGUUAAUGCACAAGAGAAUAUUGUCGGUUGGUGGGCAACUGGCAACGAGGUUACCACACAUUCAUCCGUCAUCCACGAGUAUUAUGUACGAGAGUGCAACAAUCCUGUACAUUUAACUGUCGAUACCACAUUGGCAAACACAGCGAGAAUGGCCAUUAAAGCUUACGUGUGUGUCCCAUUAGGUGUGCCUAAUGGCAAGAAAGGCUCCAUGUUUACGCCAGUGAAAGUUCAGAUCGCAUGCUACGAGCCAGAGGUCAUAGGACUGCAAUUAUGUUCCAAAACGCAAGUGCAAUCUCACAUCUCACAAGCACCUGGAAUCAAAUCCACGGGGGGAGUAGAACCCAUGAUGGACCUUGCGCAAGUAUCGGAGGCAUGCUCCAAACUUUCCGUAAUGUUGGAGCAAGUACUUGCGUAUGUCGACGAUGUUCUCGCGGGCAAGCAACUGCCAGAUAAUCAGGUAGGCAGAGCCCUUUUGGAUAUGGUACAUUCCGUGCCAAAGAUGACCAGUGAUCAAUUUGACAAAAUGUUUAAUAGUAAUGUCAAAGAUCUGCUGAUGGUCGUCGCUUUAUCGCAAUUGAUAAAAACUCAAUUGCAGCUUAAUGAAAAACUUACGCUACUUACGACUCUAUAAAUAUUUAAUCUCUUUUUUUUAAUAUACUAUAUAUAAUUACAAUUGUGUAAAAUAGUAUUAUAAAUAAUAACGAUUGCUUACAAUGAUACACAAGAAAUACAAUUAUCCAUUUGCUUUUUA
Ooceraea biroi (clonal raider ant) is the source of this 981-nucleotide messenger RNA. Its product is annotated as eukaryotic translation initiation factor 3 subunit F. Gene Ontology annotation, cellular component: eukaryotic translation initiation factor 3 complex, eIF3m. Gene Ontology annotation, biological process: translational initiation. Lineage: Eukaryota; Metazoa; Arthropoda; Insecta; Hymenoptera; Formicidae. Gene Ontology annotation, molecular function: metallopeptidase activity; translation initiation factor binding; translation initiation factor activity. The record is from RefSeq and is a predicted model, not a curated record.